AUGUCUGCUAUUGAGAAAAUCCUGGUCAUCGGCGCCGGCGAGCUGGGCUACCAAGUCCUGCUCUCCCUGGCCCAGCACCCCCAUCGAAAUGGCGCAACCAUUGCAGUCCUUCUACGGCCCUCCAGCAUCGCAUCCACCCAUCCUGAGAAAAGCACUCAGCUGAAAGGCCUACGCAACCUGAACGUCGACUUCAUCCCCGGGGACAUCGCCCGUGAUUCCGAAGAGCGUCUCUCAGAGAUCUUCCACGACUACGACACAAUCAUCAGUUGUACCGGUUUUGCAGCUGGGCCUGGCAUCCAGCUCAAGCUCGCGCGUGCUGUUCUCGCCGCUGACGUCCCCCGGUACGUGCCCUGGCAGUUCGGGGUUGACUACGAUGCCAUUGGCCGUGGAUCCGCACAGGAUUUGUUUGACGAGCAACUUGACGUGCGGGAUCUUCUGCGCGGCCAGCAACAGACCAAAUGGGUGAUCAUAUCCACGGGCAUGUUCACGAGCUUCCUGUUCGAGCCUGCGUUUGGUGUUGUUGAUUUCGGGAACGACGCUAUUCUUGCCCUUGGGGGGCUGGAUACCAGGGUCUCAGUAACAGCACCGGAGGAUAUUGGUAGAAUUACCGCGGAAGCUGUCCUUGGCCCGAAGACCGAGUCGGUCUUUGGUAAUAGGCCGAUCUAUGUGGCUGGGGAUACUCUGACGUACGGGCAGCUGGCGGACUUGGUUGAGAGGAUCACAGGUCGCAAGUUCGCUCGCAGGGUAAGAACGGUGGAAGCUGCGAGAAGCGAUCUUUCAAAAGAUCCGGAUAACGGCUUGUUCAAGUAUCAGGUUGUCUUUGGGGAGGGUCGUGGGGUUGCUUGGGAUCUGUCGGAGACGUGGAAUCGUCGGGUUGGGAUCCAUGCCUCGACAGCGGAGGAGUGGGCACGCGCUCAUCUGGCAUUAUGA
Messenger RNA from Aspergillus clavatus NRRL 1, 930 nucleotides. RefSeq names its product aromatic alcohol reductase. The transcript has a single exon. The record is from RefSeq and is a predicted model, not a curated record. Gene Ontology annotation, molecular function: oxidoreductase activity. Lineage: Eukaryota; Fungi; Ascomycota; Eurotiomycetes; Eurotiales; Aspergillaceae. Bases 1 to 930 code for a protein of 309 amino acids.